UUUGGGACAAGCUUAAAAUAUUAGGAUGGCCACGGGCUACUUCAAUUCGCGUCAAUGGAUUUCGGUCAAGUAGUUUUCUCUCUCAACUCUUUAUGUUCGACUGCGAUCUCCGACGCAAAGGAAGCUUCGUUUUUCGGCGACAACUUCGUCCGACUACAUCGCCGAAACGUAGAUAUUGAUUUAUUCAAGUUUUCACCCCAUCCAGUGCCAGUAUUAUAUGAGCUUAUAUUUAUCACCCUAAGAGGGAUAUCCAGCAUUGUAUGAUACCUGAAAUCAUUGAAGAUAAAUGAUUGUUUACAAAUCUGUAGAAUGCACUAGUUGCAGCAGCUGAGUGUCGAACAAACCCAGAGUGAUUCUGGAAAGAACUUUCAAUGCCAGAACGUCGGAAUGGAAGUGCCCAGCCUGGAAAUGGGAAAGCUGCUGGGGCAGGAACUGCAUAUGCUAUUGAUCUGGAUAAUUUCAGCAAGCGAAUGAAAGCUUUAUAUUCACAUUGGAAUGAGAACAAAUCCAAUCUGUGGGCCUCUUCUGAUGUCCUUGCAGUAGCAACACCUCCGGCUUCUGACGAUCUGAGAUACCUGAAAUCUUCGGCCUUGAACAUUUGGUUGCUUGGAUAUGAGUUCCCAGAGACAAUCAUGGUUUUUAUGAAGAAGCAGAUUCACUUUUUAUGUAGCCAGAAGAAGGUGUCUUUGCUUGAAGUUGUUAAAAGAUCUGCUCGGGAGGCUGUGGAUGUGGAGGUUAUCAUGCACGUUAAGGCUAAGACUGAGGAUGGAACUGCCGCAAUGGAUGCUAUAUUUCAUUCCAUUCUUGCUCAAGCAAAGUUGGAUGGCCUUGAUACUCCUGUUGUUGGACACGUAGCAAGAGAGGCUCCUGAAGGGAAUCUUUUGGAGACAUGGGCUGAGAAGCUGAAGGGUUCAAAUUUCCAGAUUUUGGAUGUGACGAAUGCGUUGUCUGAUCUGUUCUCUGUCAAGGAUACUGGUGAGCUUACAAAAGUGAAGAAGGCUGCAUUCUUGACUGCUUCUGUGAUGAAGAAUUUUGUGGUUCCUAGGCUUGAGAAAGUUAUUGAUGAGGAAAAGAAAGUCACUCACUCGUCUUUAAUGGAUGAUACAGAGAAGGUCAUAUUAGAGCCCACCAAAGUCAAGGUGAAACUAAAGGCAGAAAACAUUGAUAUCUGCUAUCCUCCGAUCUUCCAAAGUGGAGGGAAUUUUGAUCUUAGGCCUACUGCUUCAAGCAAUGAUGAAUAUCUUUACUACGAUUCUGCUAGUGUGAUAAUCUGUGCAAUUGGUUCCAGAUAUAACAGCUACUGCUCCAAUCUUGCCAGGACAUUUUUGAUAGAUGCUAAUACUGUGCAGAGCAAGGCUUAUGAGGUUCUACUCAAGGCACAUGAAGCAGCAAUUAGUGCGUUGAAACCUGGGAAAAUUGUUAGUACUGUGUAUCAAGCUGCUGUUUCUGUUGUUGAGAGGGAUGCUCCUGAAUUAGUGGCCAGCCUGACAAAAUCUGCUGGGACUGGUAUUGGUCUUGAAUUCCGUGAGUCAGGAUUGAAUCUUAAUGCCAAGAAUGAUCGGGUGUUGAAAGCAGGCAUGGUCUUUAAUGUCUCAAUGGGUUUUCAGAACUUGCAGGCCCAGGCCAACAAUCCAAAAAGCCAGAAAUUUUCUCUGUUGCUAGCAGAUACUGUCAUUAUUGGUGAAAAGCCUGAAAUCGCGACUUCAAUGAGUUCCAAAGCUGUGAAGGAUGUAGCUUACUCAUUUAAUGAUGAUGAUGAAGAAGAAGAACAGCCAAAAGUAAAAGCUGAAGUUAAUAGCACAGGUGCCUAUCUAUCUAAGGCAACUCUGAGGUCAGACAACCACGAGAUAUCGAAGGAGGAGGUCCGGAGGCAGCACCAGGCAGAACUUGCUCGCCAGAAGAAUGAAGAAACUGCUCGCCGACUAGCUGGUGCAGGGUCUGGAGCAGGAGACAAUCGUGCUGCUCUUAAGACUUCUAGCGAUCUGAUUGCUUAUAAGAAUGUCAAUGAUCUACCCCCUCCAAGAGGUCUUAUGAUUCAAAUUGACCAGAAGAAUGAGGCUAUCCUACUGCCAAUUCAUGGAAGCAUGGUACCUUUCCAUGUUGCUAGUGUCAGGACUGUUUCCAGUCAGCAGGACACGAAUCGAAAUUGCUACAUUCGCAUAAUCUUCAAUGUUCCUGGGACCCCCUUUAACCCUCAUGACUCUAACUCUUUGAAGUAUCAAGGGUCUAUUUAUCUAAAGGAAAUCUCUUUCCGCUCCAAGGACCCAAGGCACAUAAGUGAAGUAGUACAACAAAUUAAAAGUCUUCGUCGAAAUGUAAUGGCACGAGAGUCAGAGAGAGCUGAGAGGGCAACUUUGGUUACUCAAGAGAAACUUCAACUUGCAGGGACCAAAUUCAAGCCCUUAAAGUUGUUUGACCUUUGGAUCCGUCCUGUUUUUGGUGGCCGUGGACGAAAGCUGCCUGGUGCGCUAGAGGCUCACUUAAAUGGAUUUCGGUAUUCUACUAAUAGGCAAGAGGAGCGUGUGGAUAUUAUGUAUGGGAACAUCAAGCAUGCAUUUUUCCAGCCUGCAGAGAAAGAGAUGAUAACUCUCCUUCACUUUCAUCUGCACAAUCACAUCAUGGUGGGAAAUAAAAAAACUAAGGAUGUUCAGUUUUAUAUUGAGGUUAUGGACGUGGUCCAGACUUUGGGGGGUGGAAAGAGAUCUGCCUAUGAUCCAGAUGAGAUUGAAGAAGAGCAACGAGAGAGGAAUAGGAAGAACAAAAUCAACCUUGAUUUUCAGAGCUUUGUGAACCGGGUGAACGACCUCUGGGGGCAGUCCCAAUCCCAAGGGCUUGAUCUUGAGUUUGAUCAGCCAUUGAGAGAGCUUGGUUUUCAUGGGGUACCCCAUAAAGCUUCUGCUUUCAUAGUCCCAACUUCAAGCUGCCUGGUUGAGCUGAUAGAGACUCCUUUCCUUGUGAUUACUUUAAGUGAGAUUGAGAUUGUAAAUCUUGAGAGAGUUGGUCUUGGACAGAAGAAUUUUGACAUGACUGUAGUAUUCAAGGAUUUCAAGCGGGAUGUAUUUCGGAUUGACUCCAUUCCAUGCUCUUCACUUGAUGGUAUCAAGGAAUGGCUUGACACCACUGACAUUAAGUAUUAUGAGAGCAGGCUGAAUCUCAAUUGGCGGCAGAUUCUGAAGACGAUUACAGAUGACCCGCAGAGUUUCAUAGAUGAUGGAGGAUGGGAAUUUUUGAAUAUGGAUGCUACUGAUUCUGAUUCUGACAAGACAGAGGAAUCAGAUCAAGGUUAUGAGCCAUCAGAUGUGCAGUCUGAGUCGGAGUCCGAUGAUGAAGAUUCAGACAGUGAAUCACUGGUUGAGUCUGAGGAUGAGGAGGAGGGGGGUUCAGAGGAAGACUCGGAGGAAGAGAAAGGAAAGACAUGGGAGGAGUUGGAGAGGGAAGCAAGCAAUGCAGACAGGGAAAAGAGGGAUGACUCAGAAAGUGAGGACGAGAGGAAGAGAAGGAAGAAGAUUUUUGGGAAAACUCGAGCUGGUUCUACUGGUGCCAUCCCCAAGCGGGCUAAGUUUAGGUAGAUAUGAAAGGAGAUCUCUUGUAUGUUCGUCAUUGUUUUGGCAGGUUAACAUUUAGCAGCAGAACCGAUGCUGUGAAUUAUAACAUACCUCCCAACUGUCUCUCUCCAUUGGAUCGUUCUGGUGGAGGUUUUGUUUCUCUGUCCCGUGUAUUGGGCACAAAGCAGGGUGCAUGGAUGGUGCAUCAUAGUCAUUAUGAACUGUGUUUUUAUUAUUAUUAUUUUUACGGAAAGAUGUCCUCUGUUGUGUUUC
Messenger RNA from Malania oleifera, 3818 nucleotides. Its product is annotated as FACT complex subunit SPT16-like. The coding region runs from base 372 to 3569 and encodes 1065 amino acids. The record is from RefSeq and is a predicted model, not a curated record. Gene Ontology annotation, biological process: positive regulation of transcription elongation by RNA polymerase II; transcription elongation by RNA polymerase II. Gene Ontology annotation, cellular component: FACT complex. Gene Ontology annotation, molecular function: nucleosome binding. The transcript has 3 exons. Lineage: Eukaryota; Viridiplantae; Streptophyta; Magnoliopsida; Santalales; Ximeniaceae.